AUGGGCCUCUUCCAGGUUGUGUGCAUGGGCCUUCUGGCGGCCGUCGCUCAGACCCAAGUGCUUCAAAACUGCAGUGUUGACACCAGCCCUGUAAUGGUUGCCAGCACGGAAGAUGCGGCUGCUCUGGCGGCCUCAAUUAUUGGAUGCUCAAACGGUGACAUCGCCGUGGCGUGGGUUGGGGAAGUCGUUGUUGAAGAAACAAUCUUUGUCAUCGGUGGCACCUCGCUGAACAUCACUGGGGCUGGACCCGGCGCGAUUGCGGAUGGGGGUGGCGAGACACAAGUGUUCAUUGCAGACGGGGGAUCGAGCUUGCGCCUCUCGGACAUGACUUUGAGCAACGGCAGCGCGUCUGACGGCGGGGUUAUCUUUACGAACCAACCAGUUAGUUCGCUCAGCGGAAACACAGCAUUCAUCUCCAACUACGCCGAUGGUAGUAAAGGUGCAAUCUACGCGUGUGAUUCUUCGACUGUUUCCUGGGACGGCGACGGAAUCGGGGUAUUUUCCAAGUCCGCGAGGUUGUACGGAGGAGCUACAUACGCGGAAAACACAAACGUGUCCUGGGUUGGCGAGGACACUCAGUUCAAUUACAACUCGGCUACCACUCCGGAGUUUACAUCCAACUUCGCUACCAGAAGCAGUGGAGGUGCUAUCGGCGCCAUUGACUCGACGGUGUACUGGGUUGGGGAAGGAACUCUGUUCGGCAACAACUCCACGACCUCCGACGAACUCCACGGCGGAGGUGCAAUCUCUGCGGAGGGUGUCGCAAACGUGUACUGGGUUGGCGACGACACCCAGUUCAGUGACAACGCCGCUUCUCUGUUCGGGGGUGCAAUUGCCACGCUGGAAGACUCGACCCUUUCCUGGGAUGGCGACGGGACGCAGUUCAUCAUCAACUACGGCGGUGUUGGUGGAGGUGCCAUUUAUCAUGCAACGGGCCUCAGCUUCACAAGUACUACAUUUCAAUCUAACUCUGCUGGAAAUGGAGGAGCGGUCGCGGCGUACGAUGCCGGAUCUGAUUGGAUUGCUAUGACGUUUUCGAGGUGCACUUUCUCGCACGACGUGGCCAGCGGUACCGGAGGGGCUGUGGGGGUAUUGUUGGGGUACCAGGAGCUUGAUUCCUGGCGUGGUCUCGCUAUUGCUGUGGUAGCCUCUGCGACCAUUAGCGGCUCUUCGUUCAGCAAGAACGAGCUGUACUGCGCGGCUGGCUUCUAUCGGCACGACGCCGAGAAGCAAGAAAGCAAUGCGCGAUUUGAGAAGGUAUGUCUUGAACGUGAUUGGAACGAGUGCGACGGCUGUUUCAUCGAACGGAGUGAUGACACACCGGUAUGCGAGGCGCCGUUGGAGCACACUUCGGCCGACACAGAUGGAGUCACCUUCGAAACGCUCAAGGUCGACGGAGGCUUCUGGCGUGCAACACAAUACGGAUGCUUGUAUCGGGGGGCUAACGGGCUCGGCAAGCUAUUGUGCCUCAGGAUACACGGGACCAUAGGGCACACCCUCGCUACUGUAAGUUUCCUGCCCUCAUGUUCCUUGUGUCGUUCGGUUGUGUUCGUGCCCGUACCUUUGACAGAUUGCGCCGUGUGCGAAACCGACUACUCGCCAUCGCUUGCUCAUACCUGUACGCGGUGCUCGAGCUCGAGACGCCAGGGACUGGUGGCCGCCACUGCCAUCGCCGCCCUUGUCGCGGUGUUUGCGGUGGCGACAUUUUUUAAGUUUUUGUUGUCGACGGAGGUUGAGGAGGGGGGGAAUAUCGGGCGCUUUCGUCGCAGGGUACUUCGAGCCGUUCCCGUCCAGGCGUUGAAGAUCGUCGUCGUCGUGUGGCAGAUUUUGACUCAGUUCGCGGACGUGGCCAACGUCACCUACCCUAGUGUGUACCAAGACUUUCUGGGCGCCAUCGACUUAGUCAACUUCGACCUUGGUUCAGUUCUUGUGGCCGGGUGCUUGUGGUCAGACAUCGACGUCCACGGCAGGCUUCUUGUCAGUAACAUUGGGCCGUUGAUUGUUGUUGGGUUUUUGACGAUGACGGACCGGGUCGCGGUGCGUAGGAACAGGAGUGCAUCCGGUGCUAGUGCCGCAUUAGAAAAGAUCCGCCACAAACAUCAGACGGCCCUCCUACUGGUGACGUUCCUGCUGUAUUCCUCAGUAUCGUCGAUGGUGUUCUCAACGUUCGCUUGUGAGACCCUUGAUGACGACAUCGAGUACUUGCGGGCGGAUGACCGUAUCCAUUACACGGAUGCCAAACACAAGGCCUUUGAAGUGUACGCGGGGAUCAUGGUUUUUGUGUACCCGGUGGACAUUCCCCUGCUGUAUGCUGCCCUGUUGUUUCAACAUCGUGACGUACUGACCCGUGUUGGUGCGGACAAGACAUUAGCUCAGCCAAUCGCCGGUCUGUGGGAGGCCUACAGCCCCGAGCGGUUCUACUACGAGUGCGGGCGCCGUAUUUUGCUGACGGGUGGAGUCGUCUUCAUCUUCCCGAACACUGCGUCCCAGAUUGCGAUUACCAUGCUCAUUGCGUUCUUUUUCUUCGCGGUGUUCGACGUGCUGUCGCCGUACACGUCUGCGUCCGACACGUGGCUUUCGCGCGGGGGUCACGUGAUCGUUUUCCUGAGCAUGUUCGAUUUCCUGUUGCUGAAGGUGGAUGUGUCCGGCGAUAGGGACCAGAGUCAAGCUGCGUUUGCCGGCGUGUUGGUGGCGGGUCACGUGUUGAUGAUUCUUGCCAUCGUUGUGGAGGUGGCUGCUCUCUGCUAUGCGUCCAGGAGGAAGAGGGUUGCCGAGGGGGAGGAGGCAUCCGAGAGGCCGCGCGUAGGAUCGGACGAUGUGCCUGCGUUGGAGAGCGCUCCCGCACCAUGGAGGUCGUUUCUGCGACUACGGUCGGUGUCUGAAAAGACCGGAUCGACUCGUAGCGUCUCUGGCACCGUGGUUACCACAGGCGGGCCGUAG
Messenger RNA from Ectocarpus sp. CCAP 1310/34, 2940 nucleotides. The record is from the annotation of a GenBank genome assembly. NCBI's taxonomy places the organism in Eukaryota, Phaeophyceae, Ectocarpales, Ectocarpaceae.